Blepharisma stoltei is the source of this 339-nucleotide messenger RNA. The record is from the annotation of a GenBank genome assembly. NCBI's taxonomy places the organism in Eukaryota, Ciliophora, Heterotrichea, Heterotrichida, Blepharismidae.
AUGAUAUUUCAUAAAAACUUUUUUUGGCCUAUUUUGUUUGGCCUAUUUUUUUUUACCUAUUUUUUUGACUGUUUGUUUUUGGCUGAUUUGCUUAGCCUAUUUUUUUUGGCCUAUUUUUUUUGGACUAUUUUUUUUGCCUAUUUUUUUAGCCUAUUUUUUUGGCCUAUCUUUUUUGGCCUAUUUGCUUUUAUCUAUUUUUUGCCUAUUAUUUUGUUGGCAUAUUUUUUUGUUGGCCUAUUUUUUUUGUUGGCCUAUAUUUUUCCUUUGGUCCAUUUGCUUUGGAAAUGAUUACAUGCAAAACAAAUAGGCCCAAUAAAUAGUCCAAAAAAAAUAGGCUAA